GAGGGAGGAGUGGAGAAGGCAUCUCUCUCUAUAUAUAUACUUGCAGUUGUAUCACCCAGGUAGCAAACCAUAGCUCGGUUUUACUUCAGCUGUACGAAAGGCAAUCUAUUUCCAGAAAAACAAUGAGAAAAAUAGUCUUGUGCGUUCUUGCUGUAAUACUUUGGUCACAAGCUGUGGACGCUCUGGAAUGUUAUCAUUGUCCCAAUGGAGGUCCCAAUUGUUUUACCCAAACCUGCUCUAGUAACCAGGACCAAUGUAUGACCAUAUGGUUUAGAGGAGUUGGAUCCAUGCCACCAAGGUAUGGCAAGAGGUGUGGCACUCUGUAUGAGUGUCAAACUCUGAAUGCAUUUCCACAGUCAGGAGUUAGUGCCAUUUGUUGUGGCUUUGACAGAUGCAACCGUUAGUGUUCCCUUUCAACGGGAGACCUUCUCGAUGACAUCAUUGGCUUCAACUGAUUGCAUUGGAUGUGAUUUGUCUGAAAUUGAAGAGUGAUUUGGAAUGUGCUACCAGUAAUCAAUAAUAAUGGAAAAAUAAAUAAAAUCUUACAUUGUAUGCUGUGAA
Notechis scutatus (mainland tiger snake) is the source of this 561-nucleotide messenger RNA. Lineage: Eukaryota; Metazoa; Chordata; Lepidosauria; Squamata; Elapidae. The record is from RefSeq and is a predicted model, not a curated record.